Molecule: messenger RNA, 450 nt
Organism: Humulus lupulus (European hop)
Lineage: Eukaryota; Viridiplantae; Streptophyta; Magnoliopsida; Rosales; Cannabaceae
Product: chromatin-remodeling ATPase INO80-like
Exons: 3
Coding region: 151-450 (99 amino acids)
Biological process (GO): DNA repair
Cellular component (GO): Ino80 complex
Molecular function (GO): histone binding; DNA binding; ATP hydrolysis activity
Source: RefSeq, a predicted model, not a curated record
AUAAAACGGUCUAUUUUGUCUGAGGGUGGUGUUUUACAGGUCUACUAUGUUAAAGUUCUAGAGAAAGGCGAUACAUAUGAGAUAAUUGAAAGAAGCUUGCCUAAAAAGCAAAAGGUGAAGAAAGAUCCUUCUGUGAUUGAGAGGGAGGAAAUGGAGAAAAUUGGAAAAGUAUGGGUCAAUAUUGUAAGAAGAGACAUGCCAAACCAUCAUAGGAAUUUUACAGCUUUUCAUAGGAAGCAACUAAUUGAUGCCAAGAGGGUUUCAGAAAAUUGUCAAAGAGAGGUGAAAUUGAAAGUGAGUAGAUCACUUAAAUUGAUGAAGGGUGCUCCGAUUCGCACAAGGAAGAUAGCUAGGGACAUGCUGCUUUUCUGGAAGAGAGUGGAUAAGGAGAUGGUAACUUUAAAUUUUUUUAAUGGGAGUACAUUGAUUACAAUUAAAAUAUAUUUUUGA